Messenger RNA from Rhodamnia argentea, 1289 nucleotides. RefSeq names its product monooxygenase 1-like. Gene Ontology annotation, molecular function: FAD binding. Bases 23 to 1231 code for a protein of 402 amino acids. The transcript is spliced from 6 exons. NCBI's taxonomy places the organism in Eukaryota, Viridiplantae, Streptophyta, Magnoliopsida, Myrtales, Myrtaceae. The record is from RefSeq and is a predicted model, not a curated record.
UUCUCCUCAAGUCACGGAAAAGAUGAAUGAAGCUGAAGAGAGAGACAUUGUGAUUGUGGGUGGGGGCAUCUGUGGCCUUGCCACGGCUCUUGCUCUACACAGGAAGGGCAUUAGGAGUUUGGUCUUGGAGAGAUCGGAGGGUUUGCGUGCAACCGGAGCGGCCUUGACCAUUCGAGCCAAUGGAUGGCGCGCCUUGGAUCAUCUUGGACUAGGAUCAGUGCUCCGAAAAGACUCGUUUCAUAUUGAUGGGUGCGGAAUCAUGAAAGUCGAUCGAGGAACAAAGCUGGAAAAAUUGCCACUAAGCAAGGGGGAAGCACGGUGCAUAAAACGGAGUGAUCUUGUUGAAGCUUUGGCUAAGGAUCUGCCUCAAGGCACGGUUCGCUUCGGAUGCCAUGUGAUCUCAGUGAAACUGGACCCAGUGACAUCUUCUGCAGUUCUAGAACUUCACAAUGGGUUUGUCAUAAAGGCCAAGGUUCUGAUAGGAUGUGAUGGGGUAAAUUCCGCUGUUUUGAAAUAUCUUCACAUGAACCCAACAAAGUUUUCUGCUACAUCUGCAAUUCGAGGUUUCACGAGCUAUCCAGAAGGUCAUGAAUUCGAAAACCUCUUUAUAAUUGCAAGAAAAGAGCAAGUUUUGCUUGGACGAGUACCUGUCAACGACACAUUGGUCUAUUGGUUCGUAACUCGCCUUUGGACAUCUAUAGAUUCAAAGAUAUCAGAGAACCAACAGUUGAUUAAAAUGUCAAGCCUCGAAACAAUCAAGGAUUUCCCAGAAGAUAUGAAAGAGAUGAUAAAGAACAGCGACCGAAGUUCGUUAUCUUGCUUGAGAUUCAGAUACCGCGCCCCGUGGGAUUUAAUGCUAGGAAGCUUCAGUAAAGGAACCGUAACAGUAGCAGGCGACGCAUUACACGCUAUGAGUCCGUUCAUAGGCCAAGGUGGCUCGGCGAGUCUAGAAGAUGCAGUAGUCCUUGCGAGAUGUUUGGCACAGAAAAUUUUGGAAUCCGACAGAAACACGAUAUCUGAUAAGUGUGCUAUGGACAAAUAUGAGGAGGCGCUCAAUCAAUACGGGAAGGAAAGGAGAAUGAGGCUAAUCAAACUGUCCACGCAAUCUUAUCUUCAGAACAAGAUGUUCGAAACUUCGUCCAUGGUUGUAAAGCUCUUUUGUAUUGUCAUUUUGGCCGUCUUCUUCAGGGAUUCAGUAGCUCAUAGUCAGUUCGACUGUGGCCACCUUUAAUAGUAUCGGGCCGGUCACAGCUCGUGUCUCUAGUCUGAGUUACAAGAGGGACCAGUUG